This is a messenger RNA of Labrus bergylta (ballan wrasse), 7521 nucleotides long. The record is from RefSeq and is a predicted model, not a curated record. NCBI's taxonomy places the organism in Eukaryota, Metazoa, Chordata, Actinopteri, Labriformes, Labridae.
CUGAGCAACGGAGGGGGAGAAGGCCGAUGCGCACAGCCAGAACUGCAGCAGCGGCUGGGCUGGGCUCUAACACACACGCACACACACACACACACCUUCGACAGCUACACACACCGGAGAGGAAAAGGGAUGGCCUAGCUGUGUUGUGUUCUCAGCAGUCUAUGAGCAGUGAGCUUCCUUGACCAGAGUAGGUGUGUACCAGAGGCUGCAGAGAUGAGUGUGACCUCCUGGUUCCUGGUGAGCAGUGGGGGGACACGCCACCGACUGCCCCGGGAAAUGAUCUUUGUUGGCCGGGACGACUGUGAGCUAAUGCUACAGUCCCGCAGUGUGGAUAAGCAGCAUGCAGUCAUCAACUAUGAGACAGGGACUGACGAACACAAGGUCAAGGACCUGGGCAGCCUGAAUGGGACCUUUGUUAAUGAUGUCCGAAUCCAGGAGCAGAUGUACAUUACUCUGAAGCUGGAGGACAAACUGAGGUUUGGAUAUGAUACCAACCUGUUCACGGUUGUCAGAGGAGAGCUUACUGUGCCUGAGGAGGCUCUAAAGCAUGAAAAAUUCACCAGCGGCCUCCAGCUCAGCAAGAAGCCAUCCAUUGGGGAAACCACUACCACUACAACCACAAGCAGGUCUCCCUCUAAGACCCCCACAAAGACGCUAAAGUCCCCAAGUGGAAGCAGCCAAAGGUCAGGAGAGAGUAGAGCAGCAGACGGGGUCACUUCCUCCAAAGACCUACCAGUUAAACCUGUGGAUUCUCAUAAAGCAGAGGAGAGGUUGGGAGUUGAUGCUUCAGCACUGCCUCGUGGGACCCCCCUGUAUGGCCAGCCGUCUUGGUGGGGGGAUGGGGAUGCAGACGAUGAGAACUCCUUCAAACAGGAAACAAAGCCAUCCAGCAAAAAAUAUGACAGCUCCAUAUCAGACAACAAAGAGGCACGUCGAGGGGAGAAAUCUAAAGAGGGCAGCCUUCAUGCGACCGCCAACGACGAUUCCAGUUACUUUGAGAUCCCCACCAAGGAGGGUCACAUGGCCAAUAAUGGCAUCCAUGAGAUUCCAACCAAGGACACAGAGAGCGCCGCCACAGCAGCUCAGGGUCAUGCCUCCUUCACCAUAGAGUUUGACAACACUUCUCCCGGGAAAGUCACCAUUAAAGACCAUGUGUCAAAGUUCACACCCGACCACCCCAGACCGCGCUCCAAGAAGAGUGGAGCAGGAAGUGGAGGAGCAGGAGGGAGAGACUUGAGCACACUACAAGCUGCUAUGAUGGCGUCAGAGAGCAAGGUUGCAGAUUGGUUGGCCCAGAACGACCCUACUCUGGUGCGCAGCGAGUCAACAGAGGACGACAGCAAGAGCAUCAAGAGCGACGUGCCAGUCCACCUCAAAAGGCUAAAAGGCAGCAAACAUGACGAUGGCACCCAGAGUGACUCAGAAAAUGGGUUGGGUCUGCGUUUCGCCAACCGUCGCCACGCCCUCGAAGAACGCCUAAAAGCAGCACACGCCACCGCAGGAGGAGCUGGAGGAACAGCAGGGGGGAAUAUAACAUUGAGUGGGAGCAGAGGAUCUGGCUCCCGCACUGGCUUCAUGAUCGAGUUAUAUGAUGAGGAAAACCCUCGCAAGCGCCGGUCAUAUUCGUUUUCCCAGACUGCUCCCCUGCAGGUGGGAGGAACAGGUGGAGAGGGAUUGUGUCCUCAGCCUCCUUCUCAUCCUAAGGUGUUCAGCAUUUCCACCUCUGCUGCUUCAGCGUCAGAUUCUGGUAAGGCUCCUAUACCAGCUACAGUGACAGCAGGUGCUCCGACAGCUGCCCGCGCGCUUCUCAAACAGAGGUCAGAGGAUCUAAGUAUUGGUCGCUGCUCAGUCAGUACCGGUCUGGCAACAGGUAGCCCCACCAGCCCCAGCGAGGACGCCUCAGUCGUGGGAAAAGGAGCGGAUACAGUCGGAGGAGAGGCAGAGGAUGAUCAUAGCGAUAAGGGGACUUACACUAUCGACCUGGAGAACAAGAAUCCAGAAGAAGAGGAGGCCAGGCGCAUGAUAGACAAGGUGUUCGGUGUACAGCAGAACCAGGACUCCUCUAUUCUGGCAGACCUUAAAGGAGAAGUAAAAAGAAAGGAGACGAGAGAGACAGGAAAAGAGGCUCUUCCUGGUGACACGAGCUGGGUCUCUGAGUGGGCCAGUCUAGCAGCCAAUCACACCAGGACGGACCCAGAAGGCUCAGGAGCAGAAACAGCCACCUUCCUGCACAAAGAGAGAGCUGAUGCCUUUGAGUCUGGCGCAUCCCUCAGCAGAGGUGAAUCUUCCUCCAGUCUGACUGACCGCAAGCGCAGGACCCUCCCCCAGCUCCCUGUGGAUGACCCCCGGGCUAAAUCCAGCACCAAAGCUCUGGGAGUGAGAUCUGAGAUUGGGGAGAAACAAGACACUGAACCCCAGGAAAAAGAGAACAAGGGAGACGGGGAGUCCCCAAUUGCCAUAGGGGACGUUGAGAUGACCAGUAAACGUAAACAGAGCUCCACAUCUUCACCGUCAAAGGCUCCUGCUCGGACCUCUGGCAGCACUGAGCGGAGGAAGAGGUCAGAGGAGCGUAACGGUGGUGGAAGAGGAGCUGGAGAAGUAGGAGAGAAGUCUGGGAAGCCCUUAGUACGCCAAGGCAGCUUCACCAUUGAGAAGCCCAGCGGUAAUGUCCCUGCAGAGCUCAUCCCUCACAUCAACAGAGGCGGCACUGGACGAGAACGCAGUGACUCUGUAGGCAGCAUGGAUACUGCUACGCUUCUGAAGGACACUGAAGCUGUCAUGGCAUUCCUUGAGGCCAAGCUAAGAGAUGAAAACAAACUAGAACAGAAAAGCAGUAAAACUGGCAUCACCACUCAGGGUUCAGGUUCUGGCUACCCUGCUCGGACUGACUCCAUUUCUCCUGAGUCAGAUGUGGACACAGCCAGCACAGCUAGUCAUGCGGCUGGAGAGGCAGAGAGAAAAGGCUUAACUAGCAGCGAACAAAAGCGACGUUCCCUCAGUAGCAUGCACCGAGAGAAGAGUAACAUGAGCACUUCUUCCAAGACCAGCAUCACAAACUCAAGUGCCCGGGAACGCCUGGAGAGGAAGUCUAAAACAAGAACUGCAGAAGCUACAAGUCGGACUGACCCACGCCGCUCUGUUCAUGCAUCCUCUGCCCCCACCAGAGUGCGCCAGCCUUCUCUGGACCUUACUGAUGAUGACCUGACUUCUUCAUUCCCUAUCUCUGACAAUUUUUCCUCAGACCAGGAAACCUACUCUGGACCAUUGGGGCAUUCCAAACUCGACAGUAGGUCCACUAAAACCUCCACCAGUGGCUACUCCAAAACCAGCCGCACUCUCCAGGCAGCCACAACCUCUUCGCUCAACAAGCAAGCCUCACUGCCUCAGCCAAGGCCCACAAGAGCCUCACUUCUCCGCCGAGCAAGAUUGGGAGAUACGUCAGACACAGAUCUAGCUGAUGCAGACAGGGUUUCAGUUGCAUCUGAGGUGUCCACCACGAGCUCCACCUCCAAGCCACCGUCUGGUCGGAAAGGACUUUCAAGACUGGACAUGCUGGCUCAGCCGCGAAGGAACCGCGUGGGCUCCAUUUCAGCCCGCAGUGACUCUGAGUGUACAGUAACCCGCAGCUCCACCUCUUCACCCCGCCUGUCAGCUGAGACCGCUCUGCGUCUGGGCUUGCGCUCAUCAACUCCAACAGAGAACAGGCUGACACCAAGGAUGAGGGCCAACAGCGUGUCCAAACUAAAUGAGACCAAGACGAAGACCACUACAUCUGGAUACUCAUCUCCCACAGAGAGCACUCAGCCUGAUCCUGAGGGUGGUGGUGCUGAGGAAGAGCUGUCGGUGUCAAGUAGCAGCAGGUGGAGACGUCUGCCGCCAGAGUAUGGCUCCACCUCGGAGGAAGAGUUUGGCUCCAACCGAAACUCUCCAAAGCACGGAGGACGCUCCCAUGUUCGGCCCCAUCACCUUGUACCACACCGCAGCACAAGACCCGGAACCAGUCCAAGCACAGGAUCCAGCAUGGUGACUGGCGUGGGUGGAGUUGGGGUCAAACACCGCAUGAGAGAGCAGGAGGAGUACAUCAGGGACUGGACAGCACAUAGCGAGGAGAUAGCCAGGUUAUUCCCAUGUGUGCGCAGGAUCAGCCAGGACCUGGCUAAAGAUUUGGCUGUCUUGGCUCGUGAGAUACAUGAUGUAGCCGGGGAGAUUGACUCAGUUAGCUCAUCUGGCACAGCACCCAGCACCACUGUCAGCACCGCUGCCACAACCCCAGGAUCAGCUAUCGACACACGGGAAGAGGUAGGCCCUGCACGUCCCACGCAGCCGGAAAUACAGGAGAGCAUGAGAAAGUUGGUGGAUCGAGUGUUUGAUGAGAGUCUCAACUUUAGGAAGAUCCCACCUGUCAUUUCAACCAAUAAGGCUCCAGAGAUUAACGGCAAACCGGUGGAGCUCCGUCCCCGCGCCCCUGACAGUCUGGAGCCUCGAGCCCUGAGAAGACGAACCUGGAACCGAGAAGAGGCAGUGUUAGACAGCCUGCUGAUCAACUCAGUCUCUCAGCUCUCCACCAAGAUCAGACACUCGAUUGACAAAACAGCAGGCAAAAUCAGGAUAUUGUUCAAGGAUAAGGACAGGAACUGGGAUGAAAUUGAGAGUAAACUGAGAUUGGAGAAUGAUGUACCUCUUCUGAAAACGUCCAACAAGGAGAUAUCCUCAAUUCUGCUCGAACUGAAGAGAGUUGAAAAGCAGCUUCAGGUGAUCAAUGUGAUGGUGGACCCAGACGGGACUCUAGACGCCCUGGCCAACCUCGGCCUUACCAGCCCCACCACCCCAACCAAGCCCUUAACAGCCAAAACAACUUCCACCUCUGCCACCAGCCCUGGGUCUGCGCCCCAAGCCAAAGAAUCACUUCCUGAGGUCUUACCUGGGCCUGGAGGAUCAUCAGCAAGGGUUCAGGCUUCCUCUGCCAACACAGAGGCGCUUUCACGAGACCCCAAUGUAGGAUUAGGGUUAGCAGGAGUCGGAGGGCUGCCAUUCAACCGCAUGCGGCCCAGCGGAGAGGAGGCCAUAGCACAGAAGUAAAUAGAAGUUGAAAUAAGAUGCAGCCUUGAUUGGAGUGCUGUUGGCUGUUGUUAAACAAGCAGGUGUAAAAACAUUUCAACUGUUUCCAUUCUGCUCAGUCUACCAGUCCAGAAUUAUGGGUAUGAUAUAAAAGUACCUUGAAGUGUCAUCAGACUCUGCCAGGAAUUAAGCACUUCAUAUGACCACUCACAAUGCUAAACCCCAACAUCAUGGAACUCUCUUAGCCAAUACAGAAAUGGACUGAGUUAUUUACUUUACAAGUUUCUCAACUCUGAACUCUUCAUGCUCACUUGCCCACCUGACUUCCUGAUGGACCUGGCUGCUCUCUCAGUGGACAGAUCUCUUAGCUUGUACAGUCUCCUUCAGUCUCCACUUGCCUUCUCCACGUGUCUGGACCCUACCUACACUAAGGACUUGCCUUAUAACAUAUCCUAAUAGUAGCAGCUCCCGCCCCCCUUCAGAUAAUAUUGUACUUUAAUAAGACUUUAUUAAAGUACCUUUCAGACAAACAGAAAGCAUUGUAAGAAAACACUUGCAAAAUAGGAUCUAUUUACACUAUUGUAUAAUGCAACACAACACCAUGAUCUAUAAAAUAAUAUUUCAGCGGCCUUAAGUAACAGACAUGCUUUGUAUGACUGAAACUGUUCACAAAUCAGACAGAAGUUGCAGAAGUUUGAGAUAAUCCACAACUCUAACCGUCCACUGAAGCAUCUGUAAAACUAUUCUGUUGAGAAGGAUAUUUUAGUGCCUCCUCCUUUCCCCUGUAUGUUUUAUACUUUCCCUUCCUCUAUCUUCCUGUAGUGUUACACAAAGUGUGUAACUCGAGUAGCAUGUACAGGACAGAGCUGAGAGCUUUGCCUCCUGAAUAUUGGUGUCUGUGUUGAUUGUACUAAUGCUGAGUCUUAGUUUGAUUUCCCUAUAGUAAGAGCAUUCUGGAAACCAAUGAUCAUUGUCACUCAAAAGAAUCACUUACCAAAGUUAACCAGAUUAAUGAUACUGUCAUUUUCAAACCGUCGAGCUAUGUUGAAAUUCAUCUGUUUUGCUAAAUAUUCUGAAUCUGUAUUUCAGCAGUUUGUUUUAUACAUCUCACCAUUUUCUGCAGUUUUCUCUGAAUGUCAAACGCCCCUUUUCCAUCAAAAAAUCGAAGAUUUCACCUUUUUAUUUAUUAUAAUGAAACACUAGUUAAAUCUUUGCGGUCAGGUUUUGGCACAUGGGAGUUGUUGCCCUUAGCUUUUAGCAGUACAUGCACUCAAGUGUCCUAACUGUAUGAUUUCCAAUUGGAUUUAUUUCUUCCUUUUUCUUUUUCCUGUCGCAGAUGCUGUGACAUAUUCCUAACCAGCAAUGAAAAAAUAAAUCUUGGUUUUAAGCUAAAUAUUUAAUAGUAUUUAGAUACUGGUUUUGUAGAUAUUGCAGACCAUUAUUUUUUAAUGCUUUAAGUCACCUGACAAAACAUUUUUUUUUAUGUUUUUGACCCAACCCGUUUUCAGCUUGCUUAAUCACUAAACCUAAACAUUGAACAUAUGCAGCCGUUUGUUGUAGUUGAUAUCUAAAGAAAUAGGCAACUUUCAAUGAGGCCUUUGCACUUCAAGUUUGUUAAUUCGAAAUUAACACAUCUUUGAAAAGAAAAUGCUUGUUAUAUGGCCUCAUAUCAGUGUAUAUACUGUAGGUGAAUUGUUCUAUUCCCACCAAUGAGGAGAAAAUCCAGCGUACUGGAACUGUGGAAUUGCAGAGACAGAAGACUUUUACCACUUUUUUUAAAUUGACUUUGCUGCCUUUCUUGUUCUUUUGGGCUCUUAUGAGGACUAACGGGUUUCUCAGUCUCUCUUCAUCUUGUAGUCUGUGCUCUAGAGUAAGGCAGUAUAUUAGAACUUAGAAACUUUUACAAUUGUGAAUUUAGCUACCAGAAUUCAUGUUCAUUUCCUUCCCUCUCUACUGUACUGUACAAUGUUUUUCAAUGCCUCGAAGUGCCCAUUUUGACAAUAGAAAGGCAUUGAUGAAAAGAAAAGUAAAAUAUGUUUAAAAAUCUCUUUUUUGCACAUCAGAUUGUGGUGUUUUUUCAUACAGAAGUGACAAAGCAGUGAAAGGCUGUAUCAAAUGUCAAAUAGCUUGACAAUGAAUGAUAUUAAUUUACCUGAUAUCAGAAGUGACUGCCUUGACUCUCUGGAACUGUUCUGUCUGUAAAAACAAAGCCUCUAAUCACCUUUUUUUCCUUCUCCCUGUGUUUUUCAAAGUGAAGUUAGGGGACUGUGAAUGCUAGGUACGUUUAUUUUUGGAAUUCUACAUGUCAUCCGAUCAGUGUUCUUUUUUUUGUUAUUUUUGUAAAGAAAAAAUAAAACCAUUUUAUUUAUUUUUUUGUUUAAUAUUUUGUGGAUGUUUCAUGUAUUUUAUAUUUGUUCCAACUACCUGCAUUGUUUCUUACUGAUAUUAAAAGAGAGCCAUUCA